Molecule: messenger RNA, 1362 nt
Organism: Neopelma chrysocephalum (saffron-crested tyrant-manakin)
Lineage: Eukaryota; Metazoa; Chordata; Aves; Passeriformes; Pipridae
Gene: CDC20B
Product: cell division cycle 20B
Biological process (GO): positive regulation of ubiquitin protein ligase activity; positive regulation of anaphase-promoting complex-dependent catabolic process; anaphase-promoting complex-dependent catabolic process
Cellular component (GO): anaphase-promoting complex
Molecular function (GO): protein binding; anaphase-promoting complex binding; ubiquitin ligase activator activity
Source: RefSeq, a predicted model, not a curated record
AUGGUGGCAGCAACCGCCCGCGGUCUCGCCGAGCCCCCGCCCAGCAGCACGGCCGGCGGGGCGCCAGGUCACCACGCAGAGGAACUAGUUCCUGUGGAGAGAGGAUGGCCUCCUGCAGGGAUUUCUGAAACUGCAUGCAGCAGGGAGUUAGUGCGAGCUGAGGGUUGGUGUUUCCCGUCUCACACUGCCGGGGCUCUAGCAGUGCACAGCUGCAGCAGUCUGCAGGCAGAGCUACAGGCGCAUGCUGCUAUUGUGAGAGGAAAGCUCAACCCAAGGUUCCCCUCAUCAGUGUGCAGACAGCCUAUGGCAGCAGGUCAUAGAGACAGCCUAGGGCAGCAGAACACACAGGCAGCUGAUAUAGAGGAGAGUGAAAAGGAGAGAAAAACAAGUCAAGCAACGCCUGUGGCAGACCAGCCUUUUUUUCCCUCUGUGAUGGGGCAUGUGUCUAAGAAACUCUCUGUCAUGAAAACUCUUGUGACUUUACCCAGCAGUCAUGCUGCAAUAGGUUUGGAAAGAAGGAGUAACAGGAGAGCUGAAAUAGAAAAGAAACAGGUGAAUAGUGCAGCAUUCAAACACACAGGGAAGAUUGAAACUAGAAAUAGGUUGAAAAAUAUGUUUGGCCACCUGUCUGUAAUUGGAGCUGUGAGCUGGAAUCAUUACAUUCUUGGUUCAUGACUAGUUUCUGUUCAUCACCAUGAUGUUCAGGUUGCUCAGCACCAUGGUGGGACUUUUUGCCAAAACAAACAAGGCAUUUGCAGCCUGAAAUGGUUACUAACCAACCAGUUGCUGGCAGGUGGGUCUGGUGGUGGUAUAUUGAAUAUCUGGCCUAGUGACCCUAGUAAAUUGCAGUCACAGCCACUGAAAACCAUACAUUCCUCAGCAGUUAAGGCUGUAAACUGGUGUCCUUGGCAGACCAAAGUCCCUGCUACAGGAGGUGGAAUGAAAGAUGGGAUUUUCAGUAUCUGGGAAAUAAACUGUGAGAAAAUCCUCCAAAGUGCAGCUACAGAUUCUCAGAAUUUUAAAUUGCAAUGGAUUUGUUCUUUGCUCUGGUUACCCAAAACCAGCGAACUGAUGAUAGGACAAGGCCUUCUUGGAAAUCAGAUGAAAAUAUGGAAGUAUCCCAUGUUUUUCAAUUCAUCAGAACUCUAUGCCAGACAAGUGCAAUCCUCUUGUGUUCAUGGAAAACUCAGGUCACAAAAGGAGAGUCUUGACCUGAGCCCAGAUCAGAGCAAGCUCCUUUCUGCUGCAACAGGUGGGAUGGCUUGUCUAUGGAAAUGCCAUGAAUCUGUGGAGAGCAAACACAGCAGCAAGGCUUUUAUACAAUGGUUAUUUGAGCUCAUUCUUACAACUUCUUUUCCUUGA